AAUCUGGCCACCAUGCCUGAAUGGAGGAAGGUAAACGUCCUAAACGAAACAAAUUGUUUUGGUUUCCAUUAAUUUUCCAGCAGUAUGGAGAGUCAAUCCGGCGUUCAACAAAACAUUGUCAUCCGUCGUCGAUCUUCUCUGUACUCGUCUGGUCCUGGGUCUUCACCAAACAUCUACAAGCCAAGCUAUGAGAAGCAACUUUCGAACGAAAUCGAAAAUUGGAGCAGAUUACUACGGAAUAAAGUGAUGGAAAUCAAUGAGCAUAUGAACACACAAAUUCAGUUGGAUAAUUCUGUGCUGUCUACAGAACAACAGCAAUAUCUGGCAUUGGGACCAAAAGUGGACGAGUUUAGUAAGCAGUCCGAUGAAAUAAACAGCCUGUUGGAACGUUACAUUCAACGGAAAUCGUUUCUCGCUCAACGGUACGAUGCCAUCCUUGGGGAAGCUCGGGCUCAAGCGGACAAUAAGGCUCUUAGCAUUGCCGAAAAGAGGCUACUUUCGGAACAGAUAAAAUGAAUUCUAUUGUUUGUUAUUUCUGUGUUACUUGAUUUCAAUUCAUUGCCUUGAAGAUAUUUGUACAAUAAAAAAAACCGUGAAUGUGUAAUUA
Topomyia yanbarensis is the source of this 607-nucleotide messenger RNA. RefSeq lists its product as uncharacterized. The record is from RefSeq and is a predicted model, not a curated record. The transcript is spliced from 5 exons. Bases 85 to 516 code for a protein of 143 amino acids. NCBI's taxonomy places the organism in Eukaryota, Metazoa, Arthropoda, Insecta, Diptera, Culicidae.